Messenger RNA from Lobosporangium transversale, 1704 nucleotides. RefSeq lists its product as hypothetical. The record is from RefSeq and is a predicted model, not a curated record. The transcript is spliced from 7 exons. The coding region runs from base 48 to 1631 and encodes 527 amino acids. Gene Ontology annotation, molecular function: single-stranded telomeric DNA binding. NCBI's taxonomy places the organism in Eukaryota, Fungi, Mortierellomycota, Mortierellomycetes, Mortierellales, Mortierellaceae.
UUUCAGUGACCAUGAAUCAGAAAAGAGCGAGAAUCAAGUAGCAGAUCAUGGACAGGAUCGAGAAUCUAGACAGACUACGUACUGUCAGUCAGUUGGAGGUCAAUAAGUUCUGUGACUUUAUUGGCGAGGUCUGUUAUUACAAAUUAGACUCUGGAAACAGGGCUACGUUGGUGAUGACGGAUUAUACGGAACAUGAUAGCUUACCUAUUGUAGAGGGCGAGGGACGAGUGGGUGGUAAAGCAACUAUACUUGUCACGCUAUGGGACGAGCAUUGCGAAGAAGCUCAGCGACUAAAUGUUGGAGCGGGCAUGUUUUUGCUUCUUAAAAAUCUUUGCUGUAAGCUCAAUAAGAGUCAGUAUAUUGAGCUUAACAUGAACGGUUUCCGCGGAAAAGGCUACCAGCGUUCUCAGCCCGUUCAGAUUUUGGAUCCAAAGGACGCUCUUGUCAGAGAUCUACGCUUACGGAAGUCUCGUUACUUGCAUGGUCUAGGAACAGACACACCGGGAACCAUCUAUGCUCAAAUCGCAGCCCGUUCAAUGCGAGCAUCCUCUAUCGUCGCUACCGCUACCCCCGCACCAAUUGUAUCGUCGUCCUCAAGCAGGACCAGGGAUAUAUCCCCAGGACCAUUGCCAGAAACAACGACUGUAUCUACCUCCAAAACAGUUCAAGAACCUCAAGAUCUCACCCAUAUUUUAAAAAAAGAGACCGAGUCGCUUGUAAAAGUUACUCCAGUUUUACGACCUUCAACCUCCCCUUCUCGUCCAUCUACCCGUCAUAAUCCUUCAUCUUCAAGAGCGUUGUUGCUUACGGGACUAUUGACUUCACGCAUGGAGCUAGAAUGCAGGAACGAUGCUAGUGAUGACAUUCAAUAUCUUAGAUUACAUGCUUGCGUGGUGGGAUUCGAACCGGAGCAUAUUAUGGAUUUCUCAUUUGCAAGCUGCAGUAACUGCGGGUAUAGAUAUGGGCCUCUCUCGGAUGACAAGCCGCCCAACAAAUGUCCGUCCUGCCGCUCUGGCAGUGGCGGAGUCAUUUUCAAAUACUCAUUCAUGCUCAAACUUAUGGAUGAAUUCCAACAGACAUUUAAUGUUUAUGUUGAUAACGAAUCUGCUAUAACGCUUGUUGGCGCUGACGCUGCUAACUACAUUAAGAAAAGUGAACGACUUGCUGAACUUAAACAAAAACUCGCGCGGAUUGGUGUUAUGGAUGGAGGUGCGUUUGGCGGUAGAACAAAGUCUUCCUUGGAGUCCCCUAUUUACUUUGAUAUGUACAUAAAAUUGGUCAAAGUAGCAUCACAGUCAACAACCAUAUCACUAUCCUCAUCGCUACCGAUAAAACGAUCAAUUAGUCAGGAAUAUGCACCGAAUACACAGUGUAAUAGUGAGUUUGGGGACGGCGACUUCCCCUUGGAAUGUUUGGAUUAUUCCACACAACCGUCACAACUGCUGUCUCAGUCUCAGAAACGUCGAACAGACGGCAGCGACAUGGUUGAGAACAGUAAAAGGCCCUGUAGUAAUAGUAACAGAGCGACAGGCAAUAAUCAUUCUAGAACUCAAGGCUCUGUGUUGCAAAGGGUUAAUGAAAAGGCACUGGCUGAUUUCGAAGCAUUUCUCGUCCAUACUAUGAUUAAGUAGCCUUUUUUUUCUUUUGUAAAAGAAAUAUUUACAUCACGAAAAUUAUGAAUAAAAAGCAAUGGGCUGUAUGGUG